This is a messenger RNA of Medioppia subpectinata, 770 nucleotides long. Lineage: Eukaryota; Metazoa; Arthropoda; Arachnida; Sarcoptiformes; Oppiidae. The record is from the annotation of a GenBank genome assembly.
AUUUGUUUGUAAUAUUAAUUCAUUUAAAAUAAAUACUUAAUUUUAUUUAAUUAAAUUUAAUUGUAAAUAAAAACCAUUUAAUAAACACCAUGUGGAAAGUUAACUGGCGUUCAAUACGCGAUGAAUGGGAUAAAUAUUUUUACACCGCAUAUCUUAUACUGACAACUCUGGCUUAUGGUAUAAUAUUUUCAUUAUUUUCUAACAUCAUGACUGACAUGAGAUUGAUAUUCAAAACAUCGCUAACAAUGAUGACACUAUACCAGACACUAGAGACUGUGGGCUAUAUUCUGGGCACUUUCGUUGGCCUAACCUACCGGUACUUGAACCGGCAACUGGUGGUAGCCGUAUGUUUUGUCAUAUUAACCGUGGUCAAUAGUGUAUUGCCAAUGGUGCCCAACCUGCCGGUGCUGUACGUGUGCGCUGUGGCAUCGGGUUUUUGCUCCAGUGUUAUCAUGUGCUCCUACACCGUAUGGACAAUGGAGAUGUGGGGCAGUCGGUCGGCACCCGUCCUAUACCUCGAGGACUUUUCCUAUGGCAUCGGCUCUACGAUAGUGUCGGCUGUACUCAAGCCCUUUGUUGUGGGCGAUGUGGAGGCGGGUCGGGAGGCUGUGACCACAACACUGGCCCCACUCGUAGGUUAUGGUCUGAAUAAUACGAUUGACCGGGCGUUAGUGUCGGGCGGAUCGCUGCCUAUGAAUGAUGAUUAUGAUAGACGUGCGCUACUGACACAACCCUUUAUUAUUAUUGGUGUUUGCGUUAUACCAGGUUAG